This is a messenger RNA of Anoplopoma fimbria (sablefish), 3507 nucleotides long. It is a transcript of the gene tmem41b, whose product is annotated as transmembrane protein 41B. Gene Ontology annotation, cellular component: endoplasmic reticulum membrane. The transcript has 7 exons. The record is from RefSeq and is a predicted model, not a curated record. Bases 139 to 990 code for a protein of 283 amino acids. Lineage: Eukaryota; Metazoa; Chordata; Actinopteri; Perciformes; Anoplopomatidae.
UGCUGUGACGUGGAGGUCAAAGGUCAGUCUGAAUAACGUGUCAGCGGGCUGUCACCACACCGGUGUCACUCCACCCGACCGGCUGUUGCAGUGACACACGUCGGUACCUCAGCUGACCUCAACGCCAUCGUAGUGACAAUGGCCAAGAAGCGGAGGGAGAGACGGGAGACCGACGGGCUGUCCCCGGGCCCGGAGGAGGGGAAGGCGGGAGGGAGAGACCCGCAAGCCCUGAGAGAGGCUCAGCAUACUGAAGGGGGCUCUGCACGCAUGUCUCUCCUGAUUCUGGUUUCUAUCUUCACCUGCGCUGCCUCAGUCAUGUACCUGGUCUACAGGAACUUCCCAGAGCUUCCUGAUGAUGAAAUGGAGAAAAUCAAGAUUCCUAAAGACAUGGAUGAUGCCAAAGCUUUGGGAACUGUGCUGUCAAAAUACAAAGACACAUAUUACUCCCAAGUGUUGGUAGCCUACUUUGCAACAUACAUUUUCCUCCAGACAUUUGCAAUCCCUGGAUCUAUCUUCCUCAGCAUCCUGUCGGGAUAUCUGUACCCGUUCCCCUUGGCUCUUUUCUUAGUCUGCUUGUGCUCUGGCCUUGGUGCUUCCUUUUGCUAUAUGCUAUCAUAUCUGGUGGGCAGACCCAUUGUCUACAAAUAUCUCACAGAGAGAGCACAGAAAUGGUCUCAGCAGAUUGAAAAACACAGAGAUCAUUUAAUCAACUACAUCAUCUUCCUGAGGAUAACCCCCUUUCUUCCCAACUGGUUCAUCAACAUCACCUCUCCUGUCAUCAAUGUGCCUUUGGGGGUUUUCUUCAUCGGUACCUUUCUCGGAGUGGCUCCGCCAUCCUUUGUAGCGAUCAACGCAGGGACAACACUGUACAAACUGACCACAGCUGGCGAGGCCGUGUCCUGGAACUCUCUGGCUGUGCUUGGUGUACUGGCUGUGCUCUCCAUCUUGCCUGUCUGCUUCCAGAAAAAGCUGCAGAAGAAACUAGAGUAGAACAUUAAACACCUCAGCACCUCAUCUGCCGGCUGAUCCCGGCACCCCCUCCUCCUCGGCUCAGGAACGUGAAGCUGUCACUCAAGUUGCUCUGCCUCUAUCUCAUACACAGAUUUUGUUGGUGGAGUCUCUGACCACUGCCACAGUAAGCACCCAUUGACCACAAAAUGCAUGCGGUGGUGGUGGUGGGCUGGGGUCCUGAUGUUAGGUGUAAACUGGCCGCUGCUUGCACAAAUUUUAGGGUUUCUGUGAAUUAUGUUGUGAUUGUGGCACAUCUUUUAAAUGAGAGAAAUUCAAUUUUCUUUAAUGUUUUUGUUAUUGAAGGCACUGCUCAUUAUCUGAUGACUGGUGCCAGAUAAUUAAAGGUGCUACUUGUAGGACGUUGGCGUAAAACUCAAAAUUCUGGUUUCUCUUUUCAUGCUAGAAAUCGUAAAAAACAAUGUAAUCAGUACCUUGUUGAGGCUGUUGCAAACAUCUGUUUUUUCUUUGACUGGAACCACUUUUGAUUUUAAACACUUGUUUGUCAAUAACUUUGUAGCAUCUUUAACUUCCACUCUCUUUAUAUUUAUUUUAACAUGCCUGGUCUAAUUUCAACCUAAUGAAGUGUACCACCACAGCAAUAACUGUCUUGCAAAUUUUGAAAGUGGAUUUUAGUUUUUACAAAGUUUUGAUACCUGUUGCUUGCCUUGGCAAACAUAUGCAGUGAGGGAAGAAUGAAUCUGUGGAGAAGAAAAGUGUGAUGAUUGACAUGUGGGUGAGUUCCCAUGUUCUUCUUUGAAAGGCGCCUGCAUCCGCUGCCACACACAUUUUCAGCAGCUUCUCUUCAUAUUAGUAGCCCCUGUAACGUAUAGAGAAAAGGAUAAGCUGAUGUAAUAUUUUCUAACGUUACCUCCAGACUGCAGGAUGCCGAACUCCAAGCAUUUCCCAAUUCAAAUUUGCAUUUUUUUUUAUUAUGAAGUGAACAUAGACUAACAUAAAUACAAUUUAUUUGGUGUAAGAUGUAUGCAACCCAGAAAAGUUAGAGAUGGUCUUGGUUUGUAAAUCUGAAAAAUCCAGGAUGAGAUUUGUUCUAAAGCUUUGCAUAUGUUAAUGAUAAUUCACCUGAAGUCCACCCAAUACUAUUGUUUGCCAGGCCAGUAUAGGAAUGGAGAUGUAUGCACUAUGGAUGAUAGACCAGUGCCCUCAAUAAGACUGCCAACAGACUGAGGUAUCAGAGCCGUACCUUGCUUUUUACUGCUUCCUUUCUUCACCGGGUGAAAUGUAUUAUGAUGGCUGAUUUAUGUUUUGGUGUUCUUUUUUUUUUUUUUUUUUUUUUCACUGGAAGUUCUUGUGUCCUGUGCUAUGAAAGCACAGACUCUCUUUAAGAUUUACAUUUUCUUUUUGCCCGUGUACCAAGGUAACUUAUUGCUGCUGCUUAAAAAAUGUUCUGGGCAGUUACUAGAGACGUCGUUGCAGUGAAUGUACAUGCAGGUAACCUAUUUAACACACCUUUUCUUUAAUCCCUUAAAAUAUCAUAUUCAUAGAAGCAGUUGGUUUGUUGCAUUUUGUGAUUUCAUAUUUUUACUUUAAUGUUUUUUUUAUUCUGAUUUUUUGUUUUCUACUUUAAGACUAUUAACCUCUCAAACACCGAUACUUAAACAUCAAUUUAUGUGAAACUUAACUAGUUCUACUGUAUGAACAUACGUAUGUAUCAGCAUUUUCUCCUGUCAUGCUUUUUAUGGCAGAACGCCACCGUUGGGUUGAUAUUAUGGUUCUUAAUGGUUUAUGUGAGAGGUGUAUUUUUACAGUUGAGCUUCAUUGUUGUCUUGGAAAAUGCCUCUUCACUAAGGUGUUUAAAUCAAAUGGUAAAUGCUAUAAAUUGCUCCUAAACAAUCUUAUUUUUUGUCUCAAUACUUAAAUAGGAGCUUGAUUAACUUCUUUGAAGUUCUCCAUAAUGCUAAAUUUGACAAGAUGCUAGAUUUUAAUGAUUUUUUUCCCUCUAUUUUCCACAAUAUUUAAACCUAAUCUUAUUAUAAACUUCACCCUACUUGUAUACUCAAAUUGGAAUUAUUGUUUUGUGUCCCAUCACCCUAUCAAAGAUAUAGUAAGAAAACUGUAAACCUCUGUGAACAUUUCAAAAAGCAGUGUUAUUUUGUAAUGAGAAGUGAUUUAUUGCAAUAUGAAGUGUUUACAGAUUGCACAUUUCUGUCCUAUCUAAUCAAAUUAUGUUGGUUUUUUUUUCAUAUUUAUUGAAUUAUUAAAAUAAUCUUUACAGAAUAUAAUUGAGUUUUGAGAUGUAUCUGUAAAGAGGGCAUGUUUAAUCAUGCUGCAGCAGGGAACUAUCAAAAGUAUAAUGAGCCUUUUGUGGAGGCAAAACAUUGAUGAACACGCAAUUUCUGGGAUUCUUUCAAUCUUGGACUUUCCCAGCAAUUACUGAUUAAUCUUGAAAAUAGACGGAGCCCUCUUUGCUUUGUAGGAGCACGGAACCUGCAGGAAACUUAAAUGACACAGAAAAAACAUUUGUCUCCAUAGCCUAAA